Molecule: messenger RNA, 1260 nt
Organism: Fukomys damarensis (Damara mole-rat)
Lineage: Eukaryota; Metazoa; Chordata; Mammalia; Rodentia; Bathyergidae
Product: olfactory receptor 51I2
Biological process (GO): G protein-coupled receptor signaling pathway
Cellular component (GO): membrane
Molecular function (GO): olfactory receptor activity; G protein-coupled receptor activity
Source: RefSeq, a predicted model, not a curated record
CAUUCACCGAGGAUGUCCACCGACAUCACACAAGACCCAUUCUACUUCGUCCUCAUAGGCAUCCCUGGAUUUGGGGACCAGCACGUCUGGAUUUCCAGCCCACUCUGCUGCUUCUACAUCAUCUCCGCAGGUAACAGCACCGUCCUCGCUGCCGUGUACACGGAGCCCUCUCUCCCGCCCAUGUUCCUAUUUCUCUCUGUGCCGGCCCUGACUGACCUGAGUCUCACCCUCGCCACCCUGCCCACCAUCCUGCAGCUCUUCUGGGUCAGCAUUCGCAAAAUCAGCUUUGAGGCCUGCUUUGUCCCAUUGAAUGGGAUCCUAGGACUAUCAGGCAUCCCUUUUCGCCCUGCUUCCUUCCUGCUGACUGGAAUCCCUGGUCUGGAGAGCUCACAUCCCUGGCUGGCAGGUCCUCUCUGUGUGAUGUAUGCAGUGGCCCUUGGGGGAAACAUAGUGGUGCUGCUGACUGUGGGAACAGAGCCCAGCCUCCAUGCACCCAUGUACUACUUCCUGUCCAUGUUAUCCUUCAGUGACAUGACCAUGGCCAUGGCCACACUGCCCACUGUAUUCAGAACCUUCUGCCUCAAUGCUCCAAACAUUGUUUUUGAUGCCUGCCUAAUCCAGAUGUUUCUCAUUCACUCUUUCUCCAUGAUGGAGUCAGGUAUCCUGCUGGUCAUGAGCCUCGACCGCUAUGUGGCCAUUUGUGACCCAUUGCGUUAUGCUACUGUGCUCACCAAUGAAGUCAUUGCUGGGAUGGGCUUAGCAGUCACUGCUCGGAGCAUUAUAACCCUCUUCCCUCUUCCCUUCCUCAUCAAGAGGCUUCCUAUCUGCAGAUCCAAUGUUCUUUCCCACUCCUACUGUCUGCACCCAGAUAUGAUGAAGCUCGCCUGCGCUGAUAUCACUAUCAACAGCAUCUAUGGACUCUUUGUUCUUGUAUCCACUUUUGGCAUGGACCUGUUCUUUAUCUUCCUCUCCUAUGUGCUCAUUCUGCAUUCUGUUCUGGCCAUUGCCUCCCAUGAGGAACGCCUCAAAGCACUCAACACUUGUGUUUCCCAUAUCUUAGCUGUGCUUGCGUUUUAUGUACCAAUGAUUGGGGUCUCCACAGUGCAUCGCUUUGGGAAGCACAUCCCACAUUACAUCCAUAUCCUCAUGUCCAAUAUCUACCUCUUUGUGCCUCCUGUGCUAAAUCCACUCAUUUACAGUGCCAAGACAAAGGAGAUCCGCAGAGCCAUUGUCCGCAUGUUCCACCGCCUCAAACUGUGA